Seriola aureovittata is the source of this 2918-nucleotide messenger RNA. RefSeq names its product 5-hydroxytryptamine (serotonin) receptor 3B (gene htr3b). NCBI's taxonomy places the organism in Eukaryota, Metazoa, Chordata, Actinopteri, Carangiformes, Carangidae. Gene Ontology annotation, biological process: monoatomic ion transmembrane transport; nervous system process; signal transduction. Gene Ontology annotation, cellular component: neuron projection; postsynaptic membrane; synapse. The transcript is spliced from 9 exons. The record is from RefSeq and is a predicted model, not a curated record. Bases 1 to 1365 code for a protein of 454 amino acids. Gene Ontology annotation, molecular function: transmembrane signaling receptor activity; extracellular ligand-gated monoatomic ion channel activity; neurotransmitter receptor activity.
AUGUCUCUCAUUUGGCUGAUGCUGUUGUUCUCAGCUCAUCUGUCUGAAUGUGUGCCGGAGAAGCCGAAGAGGUCAGCUCUGAACCAGCUGACCAGGACCCUCCUGAGGAAAUACGACUGUGGAGUUCGGCCCGUUCACAACUGGACCAGCGCUACCACCGUCUCCAUAGACCUCAUACUGCAGUCUGUCCUUGACGUGGAUGGAAAGACACAGAGCAUUACUAUAAGUAUUUGGUACAGACAGAUCUGGACCGAUGAGUUCCUGGUUUGGGACCCGGAGGAGUUUGAUGGCAUCAAUGAGAUCUCACUGUCGUCUGAUGCCAUCUGGAUACCUGAUGUCAUCGUUAGUGAAUUCGUGGACGGGGGGAAGUCUCCGCCGAUCCCCUACGUUUACGUCAACUCCUCCGGCUCCGUGAAGAACUACCGGCCCAUGCAGGUGGUGCUGGCCUGCAGCCUGGAGAUGUACGCCUUCCCAUUUGACAAGCAGAACUGCAGCCUCACCUUCCGCAGCUGGCUUCACUCAGUGAAGGAAAUAGACCUGGCUCUUUGGAGGAGCGCGGAGGCCAUCGCUGACGAUAAGAGGGAGUUCAUGAACGACGGAGAAUGGGAACUGCUGUCCAUUCCUUCACACUACUGGCAAAUCCACCAGGACAACACCGACUACGCACACAUCCAGUUCAAUGUGCUGAUCCGCCGGCGCCCCCUGCUGUAUGUGGUGGGCCUCCUCAUCCCCAGUAUCUUCCUCAUGCUGGUGGAUGUGAUCAGCUUUUAUCUGCCUCCGGACAGCGGCAUUCGCAUCGCCUUCAAGAUCAGCAUACUGCUGGGCUACACCGUCUUCAGAGUCAACAUGACGGAUGAGCUGCCUGCCACCGCCGUCAGAACGUCUCUUAUAGGUGUGUUCUUCGCGGUGUGCAUGGCCAUGCUGAUGCUCAGCCUCAUCAAGUCUAUACUGGUGGUGAAGCUGCUCCACCACAGCGAGAAGGAGGUCAGGCAAAUGUCAGUGUCUGCCUGCCUGCUGGACAAGUACGGCUCGGCCGGCCCCAGCAAUGAGAGCGCUUUAACCUCCAUCAAAACCCUCGACCGCAUCAACCCGUCCGGAGAUUACGAGCUGGAGCCGUCACUGGAGGGGGAUCUGCUGUCCCUGAGCGAGUUCCAGGAUGUUCCCUCUGGGCCGGAGUGGCUCCUCCAGGAGCUGGUGUCCCUCCGUUUGGCUUUAUCCCAGGAGGCCAGCGAGGCGUCGGCUCAGGCCGACUGGCUGGCCCUCUGCUCCAGGCUCGACUGCUUCCUGUUCCGCCUCUACCUGUUCGUUCUGGCCUUGUACGCCGGUACUCUGCUGCUGCUCUGGGCCAGCUGGAGCUUCGCCUGACCGCCUGCUCAGAGACUUACUGAUUGUUGCGAACACUGUACAGUACUUCUUGCUUUUUGGUGUUUAUCAUAUUUACACUGAUUCUGGAUGCAGAACUUUUAAAAGCUUUAAUGUGUUACAAUGAAAAAAAAGCAGAUCGCAGAAAUAUACUAUAAUUACCGCCUCGUGCUUGUAUCCCUCCGCCAUAAAAUAUUAACCAAUUGUGUCAUAAUUGUUGUGUGAAGUCUUUCUUUCAAAAUCUAAAUCAGUUUGUUCUCGAGUCCAGGUGAACAUUUGUACCAAAUUUAAAAUCGUGUUUUGUGAGGGCACAGUGACCUUGACCUUUGACCUUUAGCCACCAAAAUCUAAUCAGUUAAUCCCUGAGUCCUAGUGAGCGUUUGUGCCAAAUUUGAAGAAGUUCCUUCAAGGUGUUACUGAGAUAUCGUGUCGACGAGAAUGGGACGGACGGACGGACAAAAGGCAUAAAAAGACGCUGCAUGAUCCUAUUUAAUUUCUCCUUGACGAAAGUUUGUAAGAAUUCAAUAAAAAAAAAAAAAAAAAAACAAAAAAAAACACACUUUAUAUUGAAUAUUGCCGUUAUUCAAAUGAAUAACUCUGAGCACUAAAAUAAUGCACUAAAAUAAUCUCUUCAUUUGGAUGAUGUAAUAAUUCUUACUUGCACGGAACAACUGUACGGUCGAAGCUGAAGCAGGAAGUUGGUGUUUAAACUGUGAUAAACCUUUACAGAGGUCAGUUUAGCUGAUCAUUUUACCUAAUUUUAACUUCCUCUGUCUAAAAUGUUUGACUGGGAAUGAUCAUGUUUCGGUGAUGUCAUCGUCACAAAUCAUAUCUAUCAAACUGGUGAGUUAAAUUAUAUUAAAACCGACAGAUGACUGCCAAAACUAAACAACUAAAUAAAUAAAUAAAUAUUUGAAGUUGUCUGAAAAUAGAGUUAUCCUUAAAUAUUCUGCUCUGCCACUAUAGCAGCAUCAUAGUUUCACAGAGACAUUAUUGUAUUGUGUCUGUUAUCAUGUUUUUUCCCGACAGUGAAGAUUUUCUCAAAGAUACUGUAUAAUAAAGCAGCUCUCUGGAGAAAAUCCUCAGUGCCAGUGUGAUGUUAUAAUACCGUAUUCAUACUUUAAUCUCCAUCCCGCUGCCACAAAAUAGAUCAAUACAACCCAUUCAGAGCUCAGCCGCUGUGUCUCUAUUCCCUGUUGAUUUCUUAAUAGUCGUGAUAAGAAUAUCAAAAGUGCGUCAUAGGAAACUUACCGGCGGAAAGAUCCAUAUUAAUGCAAUUUUCACAAAGUGUCUGCAAGCCUCUUCUUUCCAGUGGCUCUGGUUACAUGAUGUUAUGCAACAGAGCUGUGGAUAAAUGUUAAGUCAGUGCCUCAUUACCGGCUCUUUGAGGUAACCAGUGGUUUCUGCAUGCUCACUUCAAGCUUCAGUGUUUUUCGCUUUGUUGUGAAUAUGAAUGUCAUCUCAAGAUGAUUGUAAUUGUUCAUUUAUUGCCUUUGUGUGUCGCAUUAAUAUAUUGUGUUGUGAAGAUAAAACACGAGAGAAGUGAAAAUAAAAGC